This is a messenger RNA of Zingiber officinale, 1191 nucleotides long. RefSeq names its product methyl-CpG-binding domain-containing protein 11-like. The record is from RefSeq and is a predicted model, not a curated record. Bases 74 to 988 code for a protein of 304 amino acids. Gene Ontology annotation, molecular function: DNA binding. NCBI's taxonomy places the organism in Eukaryota, Viridiplantae, Streptophyta, Magnoliopsida, Zingiberales, Zingiberaceae. The transcript has 3 exons.
UUUAUAUUUUCUUCACUUCUUUUUGUACAAAUCCGUUGGCUUAUCCGAGAGCGGGAAGUCGAGGGGCCGAGCUAUGGCGGAGGUGGAGGGGUGCGAUGCGAGCGCCGAGAAGGUUGCGCCGCAGCCUUCGGAGAAGGCUAGGGCAGAGGAGCCGGCGGUCGUCUGUGUCGAGCUACCGGCGCCUGCGGGAUGGACGAAGAAGUUCAUACUGAAUGAGGAUGCAAGUCCAAGAAAGAAUGAGAUUGUGUUCAUAUCGCCUACUGGUGAGGAGAUUAAGAAUAAGAGACAGUUACAGCAAUACUUGAAGUCACAUCCUGGAGGGCCCUCUUCAAGUGAAUUUGACUGGGGAACUGGUGACACUCCAAGGCGUUCUGCGAGAAUUAGGGAGAGAGUCAAGACGAUAGAUAGCUCAGAAGAUGAGAAGCCAAAAAAGCGAGAAAGGAAAUCAAGCUCAAAGAAAGCAACAAAAGACAAGAAGGAUAGUGGAGACGGAGUCGAUGGCACUUCAGAGGCAGAGGCAAAGGAAGAUGCUGCAAUGGAAGAGGCUAAAGCACCAACUGAUGUGGAAAUGCAGGAUGCUGAAGAUGAAAACAAGAUUAAUAGUGAGGCUUUAACGGCUGGGACUGAAGUGACUGAGGUUGUUGUUGCUGCUGAAGAGAUCACAGUGAAUGAGGAUACGCCCGUGGGAGUUGGGAGUGCAGAUGAGCAAAAUUUAACCCUGGGAGCCAACAGAAACAUUGAAGAGAAAACAGCAGCUAAUUCAGAGAACCAUGAUGCAGUAUCUGCAACUGAAGCCGAUAAGCCAGCUGAUGCGAAGGAAUCACCACUGCAGGAUUUGAAAGAUUUGUCAGCAGGUAAAGACAACCAAGGGGAUCUAGCAGCAAAUAGUAGUCAGGAGAAGGAUUCCAGUGCUGCUUCCCCCAAGGAUAUCCCUUCAGGGACGGGUGAUGCACAGCAUCUGCCCAAGGCUUCUCCUAUCAAAACUUAGUGUAGUGUCGACUAAACAAUGGUUUGUUGAUUCUAGGGUUUAGUGUGAUCUUCUAGACGUGUAUGCUUGUAAUGUAUGAACUUGUAACUAGAGCAACCGUAUGUAUGAAUUUUCUGUAUGUCCUUUAGGUAGAUUAUUAUCUAACCUAAAACCUAUUCCUGAUGUAAUAUUCUGUAGUCAUUAAGGAAUUCUAGUUUCAUCGA